Nymphalis io (European peacock) is the source of this 1865-nucleotide messenger RNA. RefSeq lists its product as uncharacterized. The transcript has 3 exons. The record is from RefSeq and is a predicted model, not a curated record. The coding region runs from base 95 to 1264 and encodes 389 amino acids. NCBI's taxonomy places the organism in Eukaryota, Metazoa, Arthropoda, Insecta, Lepidoptera, Nymphalidae.
UAUAGUUUUAUGCCUGUCGUUAAUUUACUCGAGGCUUGUACAUAAAAAUAAUAAAAUUGAUUUUUAUCACAAUAAUAAAUAGAAUAAACCCGUAAUGUUUAUUAUAUACUGUUCGAUUAUAAUCUUAGUUCUUAUAAAUUCUUCUAAAAGCAUCAAACUCGACAUGGAAGCUACCAUCAGCUUAGGUAAAGAAGUCAUGGAGUCACUAUCUGGUUUUUUGGGUGAAGGUUUAAAUAACAGGCGAUCUAUGGCACCGGUUGUGGAUGAAGAUAACAUCACAACUCUUGUUAGAACGGCAGCUCUUUGCAAGGAUCUACAAUUCUGCGUUCCAAUGUGGAAGUUCACCGAGGGAUAUGUAAUAGUACUGGCCAACUCUAUACAAACUAUCCUCAGCGGAAUACUAGAAGAUAGUUUUAAGACGUUUAUAUUUGAAGGUCAAUUGAAGCUCUAUUUGGAAAUAGUGAGACACAUUCUCGAGAAUACGAAUGAAAAGAUAAGUGAGGGUAAUGAGAUUUAUUACUGGAUAGAUGCGAUGAAAAAUAUCUGUUCGAAGUUCCAAGAAAUGUCGUCGAUAUUUAUAACAGAGGAAUUUCAGAUCGACCCGAACAAAAUAAACGAAGUUAAAAAAGAACUGAAUCAAAAAUUAACUAUUACGACAGUCUUGGUAGAAUUGAAGUAUCAAACCGAAUUGUGUGUUGAACACAAUAUUUGUCUCAAAUCGUUUGAAAUAACAAAAGCCUUGAAUACGCUUCUUCAACGAUUUAAAACAUUAUCUGAUGAAAAAGUUAGACAGUUCAUUAAGUAUUUAUAUGAAGCACUCUUUGAUACAGCGUUUUAUUCAUAUAUAAACGAAGCAACUGCACACGAGCUUCAAGUCAUUUUAAACGAUAUGGCUUAUUCAAAAGAAGUAUCAACAAAAGAUUUAUUAUUAAUAAUUCAAGAGAUAGUUCAAACAAGAUUGAACACAAUAACAACGACCAGAGAUGAAAAAUUGUUUCACGACGCUCUCCUAAUUCAUGGUAUUUUAUCAGAUAUGGAUCAUAUAUACAGUGUACAUAAAUCGAAACCAUUUGCUGAAUUUUUCGAGAAUUUUAUAAAUUGGACUGAUUCGUUAGAUUUCCAAUUCGAUAAAGAUAUACGCUUGGUUUUGCGAGAUAUCGGAGAGAAAUUGUGGGCAGUCCCUGAUAAUUUGUUGGUGAAACUGACGAAUGAAGUUAAAGUAUUUCUGGAGUUAACUGUGGAUCCUAUUCCGAAAAAUUCAUAAAGGCGGAUUGACAACAGAAUGACGACAAUGCAAAUUUGAACAGAAGUUCCCUCUACUCCGGAAAAAAUGGACACUAUGAUUCUGAAAUUGAUGUAUUUUCACACCGCUAUCUAUGGGUUGACUUACUGCAACAUAAAAUGCUAUAACAACAAAAAUACGUACGGUUUUAUAGCUUUUGAUAGACUCAAUCGAUUUUGAUGAAAUAAAGACUUAACGGAAUCUUGAAAUGCAUCUUAUAAAAAUUCAGUUAUUUUAAUUUGUAAUUUUUAGCCGUUUCGAAGGUUAGUUCGAACAAACAAACAAACAGACGGACUGAAAUUUAAAAAAUGACUGUUUUGAUUUCGAAAUCUCGCAAAUAGCCAUAUAAAACUUUAAAAGAGGCAGUUAUUUUGAAAUCACAGACAGACACUUUAAUUUUAUUUAUUUGUAUAGAUAUUGGGACUGUCAUACCAAAUAUGAUUGUGUUAAUUUUUUUUUUUUAAUUUACGAACCUUUUCCACAACUGGCAACAUUAAAUUAACUAAUUUUAAGUUUAGACAGUUGUAGAAUCGUUUCGUUUUACUUAAUUUUUUAACUAUCAGAGUCCUAUAAUUAUUUUACA